GCAUUGCGCAUGCGUCGCCGCAGCGUUGAGCGGAAAAGGAACGCGCUGUAACAGAAAAGGGAGAGUGCUCCAAUAAAACGCUAUAUAUAUAUAUAUCACUAUAUAUAUAUACACCCCGCCUAUGGUCUGCGUGCACGCUGCUUGUUGAGAGAGAUGAACUUUGAAGCUUACAUCACAUCGUCAUCAUAUUUGUCGUUUUCCAGGCAGUGCGUGUCACCAAAAGCACCGUGAACUUGGUUGCAACAUUGUACCGUUACAGCAGGCUCGCUGCGCGGAUUAGAGCUCAUCCGUCGGGCAGCGUUGCUGGGAGGAGCCCAGGCUCAUUACAUCUGCACCACUGAGGAUAUUAUCAUUGGAAAUGAAAGAGGGAAAAGGAUAACCUCAUGCACUGUGUAGACAUGAGAGGACCAAGGAGCACGUGAAGAUGUUCCAGAAGGCAACUAAAACAUGGUGCCUUAGGCUUCUCCCAAUCCUCCUCUUCUUCAUCUCCUUUGUCACAUACUACUGCUCCUAUGCCAUACUUCAGAGCUACGGAGGCACCAGCAAGUCUCCGAACAGUAGCAAGUCGCUGUGUGGUGGCUGGCUAACCCAGAAGAAGUGGGAGAGCCUUAACUUUAACAUUAGCAGACAGACGCAGCUCUUUCUGAAACUGGAGGAUUUCUUCUGGCGGGAGCAUCUGUCAAAGCUGGCAUUACCUUAUGGCAUUAAGGGCAGUGAACUGCUGCUACUGAAAGUUCUUGCUGAAAUUGCAAAUUAUCAGGUGCCAGCGAACAUCGAAAACCUUGAAUGCAGAACCUGCGUAGUCAUAGGCAAUGGAUUUGCCAUUAAAAACAGCUCCUUGGGAAGCAUCAUCAACAAAUAUGACGUGGUCAUCCGGUUGAACGACGCCCCAGUGAGGGGCUAUGAGGAGGACGUGGGGAACAAGACCACCAUGAGGCUCUUCUACCCCGAGUCGGCCUCUUACAACCCUGGACUGCACAACGAGCCUGGCACCCUUAUGGUCCUGGUGCCUUUCAAGCUGCAAGAUCUCCGCUGGCUCAAAGAGAUCCUCUAUAACGAGAAGAGGGUCAGGAAAGGAUUUUGGAAGCCCCCUCCCCAAAUCUGGUUGGGUGACGUGAGCAAAGUCAGAGUGCUGGACCCCCACUUUCUGCACCAGACUGCAGACAGACUGCUCCAGAUCCCUCUGAACCCCGGGAGCAAACAGAUUCCAGUGCACCCUACAACGGGCAUCCUCGCUGUGUUUGUUGCUCUCAACUACUGUGAUGUGGUCCACAUUGCUGGUUUUGGAUACCCCAACACAAACAGCCAAAGGCACCCUAUCCAUUACUACGGAUAUACCACCAUGAAGUCUAUGAAGAAUUCUUACCAUGACAUCAAUCAUGAAGCUGGCACCUUAAAAAGACUGGAGGAUUCUGGGGCUAUUUUGUACCUGCACCCACAUUUAUGAUACACACACUUUCCAGUUUGGUUUACAGUAAUACCAAGAAAUCCAAAUGACAUCUUAAUGUGCCUUCUGCAGUGGGAUACAAUACUGGUGCAUUCGAUCACCAUGUGGUGAGGGUCACAGGUCUGGCUCUGAAGAAUGUUUAUCUCCCUGGCGCCUUACAUACUGUCAAAUUUAAAGACAAAAAAAAAAGAUGAUUUAACUGCUUUUUAAAUGUCUUUCCUUUCAAUUUGUUUUCUAACCUUUGGUAAUGUGGCUCAGCAGUUUGCAUAGCAUUUGAAUCACGGCUUUUAAAGCAAGUUUGCAGGACACUAUUCAUGUGACAACCCAGUUGUCUUGUUUUUGAUAAGCGAAGUAACGUCUGAUUAAAUCAGAAGGCCAAGUGAUAGUGUGGGCUUCCACAUCAUAGGGAUCAAGCAUUUCACAGCUUAAAUGUUUUGUUAUGUUGAGAUUCAUGCAUAUCAUUGAGCUGCAUAAUUAAUGAAACUGGAUCAUUCCUCACUCAACCUGGUUUAAGAUUCAUUUUCAGAUUUAUCAAGUAAGAAUGUGUUUUAUGUUAGUGAGGUGUGUCACCUCUAUGAGAAUCUAUGGAGAUUUUUUGUGAAAUUCACUGUCAAUGUACAUUUUGGAUUAAAUGAAAGGAAAAUGAAUAGAUCACAAACCUAAUUUGCACAGGAUUGGAUUCUUUACUUUUGCUUCGACUGGAAAUACAACUUGUAUUUUGCCCAUUUGUCAGUUUUGGUUACGGUUGUUUUGGGAUUUUUUAUUUAUUUAAUUUCAUCAUAAUUAUAAUUUUCUUUUUCUUUUCAUAAACAAAACCAGUAAAUGGUACCACUGGAUAUUUUUUAAUGUACAGAAUAAAAUAAAUUUUGAAUUAAAAGG
This is a messenger RNA of Anoplopoma fimbria (sablefish), 2326 nucleotides long. It is a transcript of the gene st3gal4, whose product is annotated as ST3 beta-galactoside alpha-2,3-sialyltransferase 4. NCBI's taxonomy places the organism in Eukaryota, Metazoa, Chordata, Actinopteri, Perciformes, Anoplopomatidae. Gene Ontology annotation, molecular function: sialyltransferase activity. The transcript is spliced from 12 exons. The record is from RefSeq and is a predicted model, not a curated record. Gene Ontology annotation, biological process: glycolipid biosynthetic process. The coding region runs from base 425 to 1447 and encodes 340 amino acids.